AUGUCGGGUCAGAAGAUUGCCAUUGUCUCCGUUUACGACAAGACGGGUCUGUUGGAUCUGGCCAAGGGCCUGAACCAGCAGAAUGUCCGCAUCCUCGCCUCUGGCGGCACCGCCAAGAUGAUCCGGGAGUCUGGAUUCCCCGUUGAGGAUGUAUCUGCCAUCACCAAGGCCCCCGAGAUGUUGGCCGGCCGCGUCAAGACUCUUCACCCCGCCGUCCACGCCGGAAUACUCGCGAGGAACCUCGAAUCCGAUGAGAAGGACCUGGCCGACCAGAACAUCAACAAGGUCGACUAUGUCAUCUGCAACCUCUACCCCUUCAAGGACACCGUUGCCAAGGUUAACGUCACUGUUCCCGAGGCUGUUGAGGAGAUUGAUAUCGGUGGAGUUACCCUUAUCAGAGCCGCCGCCAAGAACCACAGCCGUGUCACCAUCCUCAGCGACCCCAACGACUACGCCGAGUUUCUUAAGGAGCUUCAGGCCGGCGAGAUCACCGAAGCCAGCCGCAACCGUUACGCCCUCAAGGCUUUUGAGCACACUGCCGACUAUGACGCCGCAAUCUCCGACUUCUUCCGUAAGCAGUAUGCCGCCGACGGAAAGCAGUACUCGGCCCUGAGAUACGGCGCCAAUCCCCACCAGAAGCCUGCCGCUGCCUACGUCAGCUCCGGCGAGCUGCCCUACAAGGUCCUCGGUGGCUCUCCCGGCUACAUCAACCUGCUGGACGCCCUCAACAGCUGGCCUCUUGUCAAGGAGCUCAAGCAGGCUCUGGGUAAGCCAGCCGCUGCCAGCUUCAAGCACGUCUCCCCUGCCGGUGCUGCCAUUGGCACCCCCUUGACCGAGGAGGAGCGCAAGGUCUACUUUGUCAACGACAUUGAGGGCAUUGAGUCCUCCCCUCUUGCCCAGGCGUACGCUCGUGCUCGCGGCGCCGACCGCAUGAGCAGCUUCGGUGAUGUGAUUGCCCUGAGUGACACUGUUGAUGUCCCCACUGCCACCAUCAUCUCCAAGGAGGUCUCUGACGGUGUAAUUGCCCCUGGCUUCGAGCCUGCUGCCCUCGAGCUCCUCAAGAAGAAGAAGGGCGGCAAGUACCUCGUCCUGCAGAUCGACCCCAACUACGUCCCGCCCAAAACCGAGACCAGGACCGUCUAUGGCGUCACUCUGCAGCAGCACCGCAACGACAUCGAGAUCUCGCCCAAGUCAUUCAACAGAAUUAUCACCCCCAAGGAGUCUGGACCACUGUCCGAGUCCGCCCUCCGUGAUCUGACCGUCGCCACCAUCGCACUGAAGUACACACAAAGUAACUCCGUCUGCUACGCCUACAACGGACAGGUCAUUGGUCUUGGCGCAGGCCAGCAGUCCAGGAUUCACUGCACGCGUCUCGCUGGUGACAAGACGGACAACUGGUGGCUCCGCUUCCACCCGCGCGUCCUGAGCAUCAAGUGGAAGAAGGGCACCAAGCGCCCCGACAAGAGCAACGCCAUUGACCUGCUGGUUAGCGGCGAGCUCCCCAAAUCUGGUGCGGAGCGUGACAUGUUCGAGGCCGUCUUCGAGGAGGUUCCCCCUGCCUUCACUGACGCCGAGAGGGAAGAGUGGCUUGGCAAGCUGACCAACGUCGCCGUGUCGAGUGAUGCCUUUUUCCCCUUCGUCGACAAUGUGUUCCGCGCAUCUCGGUCCGGUGUGAAGUACAUCGCCGCUCCUGGCGGCAGCCAGAACGAUGGCGCCGUAUUUGAGACUGCGGAGAAGCUCGGCAUUACGUUUGUUGAGCAGAACAUCCGCCUCUUCCAUCAUUAA
Colletotrichum navitas is the source of this 1785-nucleotide messenger RNA. Its product is annotated as phosphoribosylaminoimidazolecarboxamide formyltransferase/IMP cyclohydrolase. Gene Ontology annotation, molecular function: phosphoribosylaminoimidazolecarboxamide formyltransferase activity; IMP cyclohydrolase activity. Lineage: Eukaryota; Fungi; Ascomycota; Sordariomycetes; Glomerellales; Glomerellaceae. Gene Ontology annotation, cellular component: cytosol. The transcript has 3 exons. The record is from RefSeq and is a predicted model, not a curated record. Gene Ontology annotation, biological process: 'de novo' IMP biosynthetic process. Bases 1 to 1785 code for a protein of 594 amino acids.